Molecule: messenger RNA, 5121 nt
Organism: Nerophis lumbriciformis (worm pipefish)
Lineage: Eukaryota; Metazoa; Chordata; Actinopteri; Syngnathiformes; Syngnathidae
Source: RefSeq, a predicted model, not a curated record
AUGUUCGCCUCCGUGGAGCACGGUCCGGUCCUCUGCAGCGACUCCAACAUCUUGUGCCUGUCCUGGAAGGGCCGCGUGCCCAAGAGCGAGAAGGAGAAGCCGGUAUGCCGGAAGCGCUACUAUGAGGAGGGCUGGCUGGCCACUGGGAACGGCCGGGGGGUCGUUGGCGUCACGUUUACAUCCAGUCAUUGCCGGCGGGACCGGCCCACCCCACAGAGGGUCAACUUCAACCUCAGAGGGCACAACAGCGAGGUGGUCCUGGUGCGAUGGAACGAGCCAUUCCAGAAACUGGCCACAUGCGAUACAGAUGGUGGGAUUUUUGUUUGGAUCCAGUAUGAGGGCCGCUGGUCUGUGGAGCUAGUCAAUGACCGUGGAGCUCAGGUCAGUGACUUCACAUGGUCACAUGACGGCACUCAGGCGCUCAUCUCCUACCGCGAUGGCUUUGUGCUGGUGGGCUCCGUCAGCGGGCAAAGGCACUGGUCCUCUGAGAUCAACCUCGAGAGUCAAAUCACAUGCGGUAUCUGGACACCUGAUGACCAGCAGGUUUUGUUUGGUACUGCCGAUGGACAGGUGAUAGUGAUGGACUGCCACGGGCGCAUGCUGGCCCACAUUCUGCUGCACGAGUCGGACGGCAUCCUCAGCAUGUCAUGGAACUACCCCAGCUUCCUGGUGGAGGACAGCAGCGAGAGCGACACAGAUUCUGACGACUACCCCCCACAGCAAGGUGCGUCUGUUCCACAAUAGCUGCACAGCCACAAACCUUUGCUGACAGUUAGCUUCACCUCCGGAGACAUUAGCCUGAUGAACAACUACGAUGACCUCUCGCCCACCCUCAUCCGCACUGGCCUGAAAGAUGUAGUCGCCCAGUGGUGCUCUCAAGGAGACCUUCUGUCAGUGGCUGGCAUGGAGAGGACACUCCUUCCCCAUGAUCCAUCUUGCCCCCCUCCCACCAGGAAUGCCAUAGUAAAGUUCUUUAAUGUCCGGGGUGAACACAUAUACACACUGGAAACACCAGCACAGCGACCCAUUACUACCCUCUGCUGGGGCCACCGUGACUCCCGUCUCUUCCUGGCGUGCGGCCCGGCACUCUACGUGGUGCGUGUGGAACACCGCAUCGCAAAUCUGCAGCUCCUCUGCCAGCAGGGCAUCGCCACGGCGGUGAAGGAGGAAAAGGACGUCGCCAAGCUCACCAUUCCGUCACGUCUCUGUUCCUACGUCACUUCCGCUUUUAUCCCCACAAUCAAGCAGCCCAUUCCAGACCCCAACAACAUGCGUGACUUUGUGAGCUACCCAACAGCUGGUAACGAGCGUCUGCAUUGUACAAUGAAGCGUACGGAGGAUAACCCAGAGGUGGGGGGUCCGUGCUACACUCUCUACUUGGAGUACUUAGGAGGCCUGGUACCCAUACUUAAAGGCCGACGAAUAAGUAAAUUGCGCCCGGAAUUUGUCAUUAUGGACCCCAAGACGGAUGGAAAAACUGAUGAAAUAUAUGGCAACAGCCUGAUAUCGGCAAUGAUUGACAGCUGUAACUGCUCAGACUCCAGUGACAUUGAGCUAAGUGAUGACUGGGUCGGCAAGAAAUCUCCAAAGAUAUCACGGGGCAGUAAAUCCCCCAAACUUCCCAGAAUCAACAUUGAUCCCAGGAAAUCGCCCAAACUGUCUCGUACUUCCCAGGAAGUUUCAAGGUCACCACGGCUACCCAUUCGCAAACCAUCCAUUGGGUCGCCCAGUUUAACACGGAGAGAAUUUCCGUUAGAUGACAUUACUCAGCAAAACUACCUUGCUCAGGUCACAUCAAAUAUUUGGGGAACAAAAUUCAAGAUUGUUGGGCUCUCAGCAUUUUUGCCAACAAACCUCGGUGCAGUCAUCUACAAAACCAGCCUCCUCCACCUGCAGCCCAGACAGAUGACAAUCUACCUACCAGAGGUGCGCAAGAUCUCCAUGGAGUACAUCAACUUGCCCGUUUUCAGCCCUAAUGUCUUCAGCGAGGAUGAAGAUGACCUCCCUGUCUCAGGCCCUGCCAGUGGCGCAGACGACAACCCGCCAUGCACCGUCAACAUUCCCAUUGCGCCGAUCCACAGUCCUGCUCAGGCCAUGUCCCCUGCCCAGAGUAUUGGCCUUGUCCAAUCCUUGCUAGCCAAUCAAAAUGUUCAACUGGAUGUUUUAACCAACCCCACGGCAACCUCACCGGGAGCAGCUGCUGUUUCUGCUGCUGCUACUGCUGCUGGUUCCGACCAAAGCCAAGACACUGUCCUUACAGCUCAGUACACAGUCCCCACCCGAUACUCCAGUCCUGGUCAGGUCAUAUUUGGAGGGCUUGACAUGACGCGCCUCACUCAGCAGCAGCAGCUUCAGCAGCAGCUCCAACAUAUGCAGCAGCAGCAGCAACAACAUCAGCAGCAACAGCUCCAACAACACUUACUGCAACAGCAGCUGCAACACCACCACCAACAACAACAGCAGCAACAGCUUCACAUUCAAGUACCUAUGCCCUCCAUGCCAUUGGCACAGACUUCAGGAGCGACCAUGCUCCCGACUGGCGCGCUGCAGAUCCAGAUCCCUCAUCCGCCGCCGGAUCUCCUUGUCGAGAGAGGAGCCGCAGGUGAACACGAGCCCCUCCUGAAAAUUAAAACCACACGUUCAGGUCCGCAACUGGCCGAGGCUGACACGUUGGUGUUCAGUGCGCCGCUUGAGUUAAGUAAAAUGAAUCCCCCGCCUCCCUAUCCGGGAACUGUGGCUGCUGCAGUGGCGGCAGCUGCAGCGGCCGCUUCCAUGUCAGCUUCCGGUGCACCCUCAAGUGGCUCAUCAGGGACAGCAGGGGGCGCCACUGGAACACCACCACCAGCUGAUCUCUGUGCAAAGAAGGGAGACAUAACUCUUUAUUCCCUUAAUCAGCAACAAGGCCAGUACCCGACACCACUGGGCUAUGAGAGAAUCACCACCUUUGACAGCAGCGGUAACGUGGAGGAAGUGUGUCGUCCCCGUUCCCGUCUUGUUUGUAAUCAGAACGUCUACAAUUUGCAGGGACCCGGAAGCUCCGCCACCCUCAGGGUCACCUCUUCAUCCUCAUCUUCCUCUGCAGAAGGCAAGAAGAUCCAACUGCCAUACAGCUCUGCAACGCUCAACAGGCUUACCGCACCUCGCUAUUCCAUACCAAGUGGAGACCCUCCCCCGUAUCCGGACCCUGCAAAUCAGAACAGCAGCAGGAAUUCCGGACAGAAGCUUGACAGUAAUCUCAUCCACAACACUCUAAGGAGGAAUAGCCGAGAGGCAACCCUCAAAGUGUCCCAAAUGAUGGAACCUCCGAGGCCACUGCCACCUAAAGCUAAAAAUAACAGUGCACUAGCGGCCUCCUACCAGCAACGUGUUCAAACAGCCUUAUACACGUGCAGUCAGUGUAGCAGUGGUUCCAGCAUUGGAGUCACAGCUCCAGGCAGCGCCAACGGAAUAGCAGGAGGUACCAUAAUCAGACAGGAUUUUCCUCCAGGGAACGGAGCGCCGCACAGCACAGUUAUUGUACACUCUAACAGCGGCACCCCUCUGGCCUCGCAGUCCUCUUACAGCCUGCUCAGCUCACUUGAAGGAUCUGGACCCGCAGCCGGAGGAGGCAGCAGCAGAGACCAUGUCGAUUAUGUUAAUUCAGCAUUUACUGAAGACGAAACGCUCAAUCAUUCCCUCAGGCAUUUGGCUUUAGGAGGAAAUGAUACAACGGGCCUGAUCGUUAAACGGCCCCCACCCUAUCAGUGGGAACCUGCCACCACAGAGGAAGUGUGGGUCCCUCAGGAAAGGACCGCAACGCUCAACCCCGCCGCUCAUCCUGCACCCCACAAGCCACCCCCGCUUCUCCUUAGCCCGACUCAGCACUUAGACGUGUCCAGGCUGCCUUAUGUGUUGUCUCCAAAGUCUCCCACAACCCCCGGCGCUGUGUCUUUCCAAGCAGCCGCCGGCUACCAAAUUUCUCUCCAGUAUCCUUCCGUCACUGCCUACCCCGGAGCGCAGCUUCAACCAAUCCUAACGUCACCACGCCCUUGUUCCUCUCCAAAGGAAGUGGUGGCACCCGUGUCUCUGUCACAACAGGACGCAACCAUCGUUUUACCUGCUGGUUAUCCUGCCAGUCUACCCAACCUGGCAUGCUGUCCUCUACCACCUAUGUAUCCCUCAGGAAGUGCAUGUGCAGGGCUUCCCAUUCCUCCCAUCGCCCUCCAUACACCAUGGGGUACGUAUAACUCAUGUCCCCCUGUAGCCAGUCCUGCUGUGCCUCUACCACCCAAGGCUUCCCAUAUGGCAUUAGAUAAAAAUGCUCUUUCACCACCACCGCCGCCUCCACCUCCUCCACCACCGCCACCGCAGCCACCACACACAGAACUGCAGAACCACACAGGGUUGCAAGAAGCCAUGGCAGAAACCGGGGAUGGUUUCCAAGAAGUGCUGUCCUUAGCCGAGAGCCCAGUGCCUCCUCGGUCUGAAAAGUUCAACAAAAAGAACCGCAAGAGGGCGGACGGACGGACGGAGGAGGCCAAUGUGCCACCUUUGGCUGAAGGGAGCAAGUCCAAGAAGGAGGGCAGGUCACUGGGGGACUUCAACUCCCUCAUCUCCAGUCCACGGUUGGGAGGGAGGGACAAGAAAAAGAUGAAAGGACCGAAGGAGCAGCUUAAGGCGAAGAAGAUGAGUAAGGCCGCAGCAAACAGCGAGUUUCAGGACAGCUCAGAGAGCGAGCCGGAGCUUUUCAUAAGCGGGGACGAGCUGCUCAACCAGUGCCAGAGCGGGAAGAAAGGUUGGAAGACAAAGAGGAACCUCAGGGCGGCCAGCGAACUGGAGGAGAUGAAGUGUCGCAAGGCCAAUGAGAAGGAGGACCGAGGUCUGGGCAGCCAGGGCUUUGUUUACGUUAUGGCCAAUAAGCAGCCAUUGUGGAAUGAGGCCACACAGGUGUAUCAGCUGGACUUCGGCGGACGUGUCACACAGGAGUCCGCCAAGAACUUUCAAAUAGAACUUGAGGGCAGACAGGUGAUGCAAUUCGGUCGCAUAGACGGCAAUGCCUACAUCCUGGACUUUCAGUAUCCCUUCUCCGCCGUGCAGGCCUUCGCGGUGGCUUUGGCAAACGUCACGCAACGCCUCAAAUGA